CCACCGCCGCCGCCGUGGUGCCGUGUGCAACCGGGGAAAGACUAGGCCGGCCGCGCGCCCGCCGCCUCCAUUCGAAUACGCGCGGUAGUCCAGUGACUGGAAAGCAGCCCCCUCGCUAGUUUCCGGCCUCGCCUACCAACGAAAGCCGAACAGGUUACGUGAGUGAUACCCGGCCAGCAAAAUGCCUUUCAAGCCUAUCGAGAACCCAAAGUGCCCUAAAUGUGGCAAAUCUGUGUAUGCUGCUGAAGAGAGAGUAGCUGGUGGGCUGAAAUGGCACAAAAUGUGCUUCAAGUGUGGAAUGUGUAACAAGCUGCUCGACUCCACCAACUGCUCCGAGCACGAGGGGGAGCUUUACUGCAAGGUGUGCCAUGCCCGCAAGUUUGGCCCCAAGGGCUAUGGAUUUGGUGGUGGCGCUGGCUGCCUUAGCAUGGACACCGGAGACCACCUGCAGAAAGACGCUGAACAGGCUGUGAGUAAUGCAGUGUAUGCAUUGAAAAACAUAGCUAAGGCUCCAGAAGGGGAAGGCUGUCCAAGAUGUGGUGGCUAUGUUUAUGCUGCAGAACAAAUGCUGGCCAGGGGAAGGGGUUGGCACAGGGAAUGCUUCAAAUGUGCAGAAUGUUCGAAACGACUGGACUCUGUCAAUUGUUGUGAAGGACCUGAUAAGGACAUUUACUGCAAAGUUUGCUAUGGGAAACGCUUUGGUCCACGAGGGGUCGGGCAUGGAGGAGGGUUUACAAUUGGUCUUACAUCAGACAUAACAGAUGAGAGUGAAAUAACUGCACCUAAGACCACUGUGAUUGAUACUGCUGUGAUCAAGGCACCUCCAGGAAAAGGUUGCCCUCGUUGUGGUGGUGUUGUUUACGCAGCUGAACAAGUGCUUGCGAAGGGCCGUGAAUGGCACCGGAAGUGUUUUAAAUGUCGUGACUGCACUAAAACCUUGGACUCCAUCCUGGCCUGUGAUGGGCCAGACCGUGAUGUCUACUGUAAGACUUGUUACGGAAAAAAGUUUGGUCCCCAUGGUUAUGGAUUUGCUUGUGGCUCUGGAUUUUUGCAGACUGAUGGUUUAACGGAAGAGGAGAUAUCUGCAUCAAGGCCAUUCUACAACCCAGACACAACUUCAAUAAAGGCUCCAGCUGGCCAAGGCUGUCCAAGGUGUGGAGGUGCAGUAUUUGCCGCUGAACAACAACUGGCAAAGGGAACGAUGUGGCACAAGAAAUGUUUCAACUGUAAUGCUUGCCAUCGACCUCUGGACUCUGUACUGGCAUGUGAUGGACCAGAUCGAGAAAUCUAUUGCAGAGCUUGUUACGGAAAGAAAUUUGGUCCUAAGGGCUUUGGCUAUGGUCAUGCACCGACACUGGUGUCCGAUGGAGAAAUUACAACACCAUACUUUGAUGCCAAACCAACAUCUGGACCUAAAGCAGCUGAAGGGAAAGGCUGUCCGAGAUGUGGCUAUGCUGUGUUUGCUGCUGAACAGAUGAUAAGUAAAAACAGAAUUUGGCAUCGGCGUUGCUUCAGCUGCGGCGAGUGUCGUCGUUCUCUUGAUUCAACCAACCUCAAUGAUGGCCCUGAUGGAGAUAUCUAUUGCCGUGGGUGCUAUGGAAGGAAGUUUGGACCUAAAGGGGUGGGAUUUGGAAUGGGUGCUGGUACUCUGACCAUGGCUUGAGGCUUCCAGAGUUCCUAUGUAUGCACCAGUAUACCAUCCCGGCGUAAUAUUUCAUACUCUAUCAUUUGAAGACUACAGGGAAUAACAGGGAACUGUUUGUGCAGUUACUACGCUUAUGAUUUACUGUUCCAGUUUUAUUAUUCACACUGAAUUUGAAAGUGUGAUUGCUUAAUUUUCAUUUUGAAAAACAUUACAGUCUUCCUUUGUAUUAAAUACCUAAUGGAAUACUGACAUGUUUCACACACUUUCAGUUACUUAAACAGAACCUACUCUGCUUUACCACGGUGGUCAGAAGACUUGAAUCUGUACGAAAAAUGCCGGGAUGUUGCUGUUUCUUUUUUCCUUUUUUGUGUUUGUGAAUGAUUUCUAGGUGAAAGUUAAAAACUGUGGAUGAAUGUGAAAGCUUAAUUGACUGUUUUUGUAAACUGGUGACUGUAUGCUUAAAGUAUUCCAGGAUUUUUGAAUAGAAGUUUUUGUAUAUUUUUCUUAUUUUUACAGUAGUUUUGGGGCAGGUUGUAUUGUAUGAUGGUUCGUGCAUUCCGAAAAUUCAGUUUCCCUGACCACCAUGUUCUAAGCGCUAAAACUCUCUCUCUCUCUCUCUCUCUCUCUCUCUCUCUCUCUCUCUCUCUCUCACUCACACACACACACACACACACACACACACACACACACACACACACACACACACACACACACACACA
Messenger RNA from Schistocerca piceifrons (Central American locust), 2364 nucleotides. RefSeq names its product muscle LIM protein Mlp84B-like. NCBI's taxonomy places the organism in Eukaryota, Metazoa, Arthropoda, Insecta, Orthoptera, Acrididae. Gene Ontology annotation, cellular component: Z disc; nucleus; cytoplasm. The transcript has 12 exons. Gene Ontology annotation, biological process: muscle tissue development; sarcomere organization. Gene Ontology annotation, molecular function: structural constituent of muscle; actinin binding. Bases 182 to 1663 code for a protein of 493 amino acids. The record is from RefSeq and is a predicted model, not a curated record.